Molecule: messenger RNA, 4182 nt
Organism: Anneissia japonica
Lineage: Eukaryota; Metazoa; Echinodermata; Crinoidea; Comatulida; Comatulidae
Product: myosin heavy chain, muscle-like
Exons: 13
Coding region: 262-3060 (932 amino acids)
Cellular component (GO): myosin complex
Source: RefSeq, a predicted model, not a curated record
GCAAGCAGCAGACCAAAUGAAAGCAUAUACAGCGGACACUCGCCAGUCAGUUCUUCCAGUGCAAUCUCCUAACGUGGGUCUACCACUUCUUCUCAAGUGCAAUAUAAUUGGAUAGAGUGUGUUUGCGAUCUCCGAUCAGCAUAGACCAAAAAAUUCCUCCUGGACUAUAACCACUUGGACAUAGUUACCAGGCAAUAUCAACACAGCUAGGCCCUGCCCUUCUUGGAAUACUGCAUUCGUUUGCAACUUUAAUAAUACACCAUGGAAAGUUCUGUUUCUACAAGAAAAGUAAAGCAUGUAUCGUCCUCAAGCAUGAUGGCAACAGGAAAAGGUACAUUGGAUUACGCUAACGCACUGGACACACAUGUCAACUACCAAAAACUAAGCGCCAAGUCAAAGAAGCUUAUUCGUCGCACCUAUGAGAUGGGAGAUAGCUUCGUCGGAGCUAAGCAACUAUAUGAAGCUCGCAUUGAGGAGUUGGAGGAAGAGUUGGAUGCAGAACGACAAGCUCGCAGCAAAGUUGAGAAGCAGCGUACAGAGCUGAGCCAUGAAUUGGAAGACCUUAGUGAGCGUCUUGAGGAACAGGGCGGCGCCACCGCUGUCCAGAUUGACCUCAACAAGAAGCGGGAGAGUGAGAUAGCCAAAAUGAAGCGUGAACUCGAAGAUGCACACAUGCAGAGUGAAGCCACAAGCCAGCAGCUACGCAAGAAACACCAAGAUGCGGUCUCCGAGCUCAGUGAACAAGUUGACGCCCUCAACCGUACCAAAUCUAAGAUCGACAAAGAACGCCAAACUCUGAAGAUGGACGUUGAGGACCUCAUCACAAACGUUGAAAGCCUCCAGAAAUCCAAGAACAAUGCAGAAAAAUUCUCACAUCAACUUGAAGGCCAGCUGAGCGAGGCAAAUGGCCGUGCCGAUGACCUCUCUCGAUCCAUUGCUGAGCUCAACAACCACAAACAACGAAUGACAAAUGAGAACGCUGAACUCCUUCGUCAGCUUGAAGAAAGUGAGAGCAGCUUGGGCUACGCCUCCAAACAGAAGAACCAAUUGGCUGCUCAGAUUGAAGAGCUUAGACGCCAGUUGGAUGAGGAAGCAAGGGCUAAAUCACAAUUAAUGUCCCAAAUCAAGAAUCUCAACGCCGAGGCUGACCAGCUCCGUGACCAGGCAGAAGAGGAGGCCGAAGGCCGUGCCGAAGUCCAGCGUCACCUUAGCAAAGCCAAUGCUGAAAUCCAAGCCAUGAAAGCCAAAUACGAGGGCGACCACAUGGCUCGUGCUGAAGAACUUGAGGAGGCCAAAAGGAGGUUGCAGAUCAAGCUGACUGAACUGGAAGACCAGCUGCAAAAUGCUCUCUCAAAGAACUCCACCCUUGAGAAAACUAAACAACGUCUCACAGCUGAAAUUGAGGAUCUUCUCCUGGAAGUUGAGAGGGCUAACAGCAUGGUCAAUGCACUUGAGAAGAAGCAGAAGAAGUUCGAUCAAAUCCAGGCCGAAUGGAAGGCAAAGGUUGAUGAGAUAAGCGCGGAACUUGAUACCUCUCAGAAGGAAGGCCGCUCGUACGCUGCGGAACUAUUCAAAUUCAAAGGAUUAUACGAAGAAACACUUGCUGUCUCUUAUACACAUCUAGAUGUGUAUAAGAGACAGAUCAUCACAUAUGAGAUCCACGACCUUACCGAUCAACUCGGAGAAGGUGGAAAGAGCAUCCAUGAGCUGGACAAAAUCCGCCGCAGACUUGAGAUGGAAAAGGAAGAGCUCCAGACCACCAUCGAUGAGGUUGAAUCACAACUUGAACAAGAAGAGAGCAAGGUUGUCCGACUCCAACUGGAGAUCACCCAAGUCAGGGCCGACAUUGAACGCCGUCUGGCAGAAAAAGAUGAAGAGUUUGAAGUUGUCAGAAAGAGCCAUGCCCGUGAGAUUGAAUCGUUGACAUCCACUCUGGAGUCAGAGACCCGCCAACGCAAUGAGGCCAUGAAACUGAAGAAGAAGCUUGAGUCUGAGGUCAACGACCUUGAGAUUCAAUUGGACCACACCAACAAGAACCUUGCUGAGGCAAUCAAGAACAAUAAGAGACUGCAAGGAACUGUCAAGGAUCUCCAAGCUCAAUUAGAGGAUGAAAUGCGUCAACGGGAUGAGCUUCGUGAUCUAUACCACCUGAGCGAGCGCAAAUGUAAUGUACUCAGCACUGAACUUGAGGAGCUUCGUGCCCAGCUUGAACAAGCAGAGAGACUGCGCCGCAGCGCCGAGGCUGAGCUGUCUGAUGCCAACGACCGCAACACAGAGAUUGGUGCCCAGAACCAUUCACUUGCCGGACAAAAGAGAAGACUUGAGCAAGAAUUGCAGAGCGCUCGCGCAGAAGCAGAUGAGGCAUCUGCCGAGGCCAGAGCCAAUGACGAUAAGGCCAAGAAAGCUAUCUCUGAUGCCACAAGACUUGCUGAGGAGCUUCGCCACGAACAAGAUCAAUACUCCAUCAGUGAGAAGAACCGCAAAGUAUUGGAGGUUACCGUAAAGGAACUGCAAAUCCGCAUUGAGGAGGCUGAGGCUCUUGGAAUCAAGGCUGCCAGACGCCAAAUGCAGAAACUUGAGUCCAGGAUUCGGGAAGUUGAGCAUGACCUUGAUGCAGAACAGCGCCGCCGAUGUGAGAUCGACAAGAACAUGCGCAAGGGAGAACGCCGAAUUAAGGAAUUGACCCUGGUCAUUGAGGAUGAACACAAAUGCCAGGAACACUUGCACGAGGCUGUUGAAAAAUGGUCAAUGAAAUGCAAGACGAUGAAGAGACAGUGUGAGGAAUUGGAAGAACAUGCUAAUAACAACUUGGCUAAAUUCAAGCGAGCCCAGACAGAGCUUGAGGAAGCCGAAGAACGUGCUGAUGUUGCCGAAAGUUCGCUGCAGAAGCUUCGUGCAAGACAUCGCAGUGCCAUGACACAACGCACAACUACCACGGUUAGUUCUGGCUAUUCAUCAAUUAGAUCUUAUUCUCGCAGUAGUGAUCAUAGAGAUUCAUUAUCAAACUGUGGAAGCGUUUACAAAGAGCAACAUGAAGAAGAAGAGGAAGGAGAAGAAUAAUGUACAAGAAGUUACAUAAAAAAAUUAAAAACAAAGCUGAAUCUAUAAACAAAAUUUUUAAUUUCUCCCCUUAUAAUAUUAUUAUUGAAAUUAAUAUUACUGCAGUCCCUGACAGCAGUGUAUGAACUCUGACCUCCGUACCUUCUCUCACUAACUGUAGAAGGUGGACUAGAGUGUCUUAACUGUUAAUAACAAUUAUAUUAAAUAAAUAAAUAUAUGUAAAUUAAUCCUAAUAGUUUAUUUAUAAUAGUUUAUAGAGUAUUUAUAGCAAAAUAUUUAAGCAAUAUGAAAAAUUGAUUUUUGAGUGAUUUAAUUGGUAUGAUAAGUAAAAAAAAAUUCUGGUAAUAUAAAAGUUUACCAGAAAAUUAAUUGCAUUCAUCCGCCCAGUGCCUUAUGUUCAGAAAGGAGAUAACUUUCUUGUUAAUCUGAUGGAACGUGUUCAAUGUAUUGGUAUUUAUUUCUUAUGACCUAUGCAAAAAUUUAGUCUGAUAUGACAAAUUAUUAAAAAUUGUAAAUUCAUUUAUAAAUGAUAACAGAAUACUGGCUAACAUGACCGAUGGUCCACCUUAUAGUUUAGCCUAAGAGUGAUUAAUGGCGGUAGUGAAGAGAAGAAAUAGAAGAAAACAAAAGAUACUCUUGUUCUAAGAACAAGUUGGAUGUUUGAUAUUGAGAACCAUUUUUAGAUGCUUGAAUGCUUUUUUUAAUCAUUAUUUUAUUGUUAUUUUUGUCUUUUGUAAUUUUGUGUUGAUUGACAACUAGAGGAGACAAUUUCCUUGAUGGAAUUCUCCUGUAGUAUGGGUUUUUAUCUUUUAGUUAGGGGCAGCCAGUAUAUGGUUAAAUAAAGAGCGCCCUCUAUAGGACUGAACCUGCUGUUAUGUCUAACCAUGUUAACUUGCAUUGGUAAUUAUAUGCAUCACAAUAAAUUAGCAUAGCGAAGCACCAGAUAAGAAAAGCUGUUUGGUCUCUCACAUUGUUUUCUUCUUGGUCCGUAUUCGACUGAAAAACAUGAUUGUGCGAGAUGAACAGAAGAAAGAUAUUAUAGGAAUCGAGAAUGAUGUUUGUUGUUGAAAGCAUCUGCUGUACAUUGGUGGCAACUCAAUAAAAAUUAGAAUUAUAAAGAAA